This is a messenger RNA of Armigeres subalbatus, 5550 nucleotides long. RefSeq lists its product as uncharacterized. Gene Ontology annotation, biological process: DNA integration. The record is from RefSeq and is a predicted model, not a curated record. Lineage: Eukaryota; Metazoa; Arthropoda; Insecta; Diptera; Culicidae. Bases 1 to 5550 code for a protein of 1849 amino acids. The transcript has a single exon. Gene Ontology annotation, molecular function: nucleic acid binding.
AUGAAAUCAAAGGAAUCAAAGAAAUCAAAGGAUUUGAAGGAAAAUGUAUCGAACGUUGGGACGAAGAAGAAGCAGCGAGAUCUGGCGGAAAAACAGCAGAAUCAACAGCAAACAACAGUUCUGUUACCGGCAAAGCCCUCUAAGGCACAAUCAGUGAAGUCGGCUACAUCGAAGAAAUCGUCAAGGGUACAACUAGAACUUCAACUGCAACAACUGGAGGCUGAGCGGACACUGUUGGACGACAAGAGGAAGCUUAUCGAAAAACAAUACAGCGUACUGCAGGAGCUUGCGAAUCUUGAAGAUGACGAAGUCAAGGACAUAGAUAACGAUGCAGUUGACGGUGAUUCGAAGGUGAAGGGUUGGCUGCGAGACGGAGUUGAUCCAGAUGAGGACGAUAGUACGGACUCAAGCUACGAGUACUCAAGCACCGAAGAUUCAGAAGAAGAAGGCAGAACUGAAGCCACAGAAGAGGAAGAGGAGGCAGAUCCGCGAGCCAACACCAGGAAUUUCAAACCAAUACGACGGUCAACACCCAGGAUUGAUCUAGAAAGCCAUCAGAGGAGAAUCGUUACGCGCAGCAACCAGUUAACCUGUGGCCUGUCUCGUAAUCAACUCGCGGCUCGUCAAGUUGUUGCAAGAGAUCUUCCUAUUUUCACUGGGAAUCCGGAAGAAUGGCCUAUUUUCUUUUCCACUUACGAGAGCACGUCCCGGAUGUGCGGCUACACCAGUGAUGAAAAUAUGAUUCGUCUAAGGAACUGCCUCAAGGGAGAUGCAUUCGCUGCUGUGAAAAGCUUCCUGCUCCAUCCGUCUACGGUAAAUAGAGCAAUGGAUGCUCUCAAGCUGAGAUUUGGGCAGCCACGCUUUGUAAUCCAGUCGCUGAAGAACAAAAUACCCGGAAUGCCUCCGCUGAAACCAGACUCAAUCAACAAGAUGAUAGACUUCGCGUUAGCGGUACAAAAUCUUGAAGCAACAAUUGAUGCCUGCGGUCAGAAGGAACUGAUGCGCGAUUCGUCUCUACUAAGUGAUCUAAUCACCAAGCUUCCAGCUUCAACCAAGCUGGAAUGGGCGCGCCAUACUAGAUGUCUGCGGAAGGUCAACUUGGCGGCCUUCAGCAAAUGGAUUUACGGCAUGGCUGAAGAUGCUUGUUUGGUAGCCGAGCCAGUCAAAAGUCAGGAAGUGCAUCAGGAGGCACACAGAAGACCUAAAGUUUUCUUGAACACUCACACUGAGCAACACAAAACUUGGAGAAAUGAGGAUCAACAAGGUUCGUGGCGCAGCUCACCGAAAUCAACUGGAGUGAAGAGAAAAGAGUCGCAAUGUAUCGUCUGCAGAGGUGUUUGCGUUUCUCUUGCAAAAUGCAAAAGGUUUCAGGAACUCUCAUAUGAUGGAAAGUGGGCAGCGAUUCGCGAAGCUCGAGGUUGUAUGAAAUGUCUGAAGCAGCACAAAGGAGGAUGUGAAUCGAAAGAAUGUGGAGUGAACGGAUGUACCUACAAACAUCACCCCCUGUUACAUAAGGAACUAAAUGCAGAGACGUCGGCGACUGUGAAGCCUUGGCGGGACGUGCAGUACAGUAACACACAUCAGUCAAGUUCAAGCUCCAUUUUGUUUCGAUAUAUUCCGGUCAUAGUUUACGGAAGCGGAAUCGUUGUACAAUGCUACGCCUUUCUAGAUGACGGAUCCUCCAAAACAUUCAUGGACGAAGAGCUAGCGAAGGAAUUGAAUCUUUCCGGUGAGCGCCACCCGCUCUGCCUCAAAUGGACUGGGGGUUUGCACCGUUCGGAGGAUGAGUCACGUAGUGUGCAAUUUGAAAUGUCCGGAUUGAAGGGGAAACGUUUUCAUUCCGAUGAUGUCCGCACUGUGAAGGAGCUGCAACUGCCUUGUCAAACGCUCAACAUGGAGCAAUUGCAAACCGACUACUACUACUUGAAGGGAGUGCCUGUGCAGUCUUAUCGAGAUGUUCGGCCACGUAUCCUAAUAGGCGUUCAGCACGCCAAUGCUACCCUUGUAAGAAAGAGCCGUGAAGGAAAGCCUGGGCAACCGAUCGCCAUCAAAACCAAUCUUGGUUGGACAAUCUAUGGAGGAGCGCCAACUGAUCUAUCCAUAAACAUGGUCCACUAUACAUACCACGUUUCCUGCUGUAAUCAUGAAGCGGGAAUCAGCUCCGACAUGGAUUUGAAUCACGCGGUAAAAGACUAUUUUUCUCUAGAAAACCUCGGUGUUGUAUCGCCAGCAAAGCAGGUCCGUUCGCGUGAAGAUGAGCGGGCCAUGAACCUUUUACUAAAACACACCCAUUACAACGGUUCCAAGUAUGAAUCGGGUUUACUGUGGAGACACGAUGACGUGCAUCUGCCAAACAACAAAGCGAUGGCGCUGAAACGCUUCAACCACCUUGAACGCCGUAAGGAACAUGAUUCUGAUCUAGCUCGAACAGUGAAGGAGAAGUUGAAGGACUACAUUGCGAAAGGCUAUGUUCGUAAACUCACUACCGAAGAACUGUCAGAAAGUCAUGAACGCAUCUGGUACCUGCCGAUCUUCUUAGUAACGAACCCCAACAAACCUGGGAAGUUGAGACUCGUCUGGGAUGCAGCGGCGACGUUGAAUGGAGUAUCUCUGAAUUCGGCAUUGCUCACUGGACCAGAUCUGUUGGAACCCUUGAUACACGUUCUCUACAAAUUCCGCGGGCGACGUUUUGCGAUUUGUGGUGAUAUACGCGAGAUGUUUCACCAGGUCGCAAUCCGCAGGGAAGAUCAGCACAGUCAACGAUUCUUUCUGAGAGACGACUCGUCUCAUAAUGAACCCAGCACGUACGUCAUGCAGGUGAUGACGUUUGGUACAUCCUGCUCCCCAGCGACAGCUCAGUUCGUAAAAAACCAGAACGCAGAACGCUUCAACGAACAGUAUCCCGAAGCUUCACGAGCAAUUGUACGGUGCACCUAUGUCGAUGAUAUGCUGAGCAGCACAGAAACGGAGCAAGAAGCAAUUGAUCUGGCAAAAUCCGUCUGGUUCGUGCACAAUGAGGGAGGAUUUGAAAUUCGGAAUUGGAUGUCCAAUUCUCCCAAAGUUCUGGAAGCGCUUCGUGGUGAUCCAAGCACCGAGAAAAGUCUCGACCUGGCAUCAACUCUUGCAACUGAAAAAGUGCUUGGUAUGUGGUGGUGUACGCAAACCGACUGCUUCACGUACAAAAUAAACUGGAAAAGACUCGGAGAGGACCUGCUAAGUGGCAAACGUUUUCCCACGAAGCGAGAAGUGCUUCGCACUAUGAUGUCCAUCUACGAUCCAUUAGGCUUAAUUUCGCACUACCUCAUCUUCCUGAAAGUGCUGCUGCAAGAAAUUUGGCGAACAGGCGUAGGAUGGGAUGAGAAGGUGAGUCAGCAAAUCUUCAACAAAUGGCAAAUGUGGCUGAAGCUUCUUCCUGGAAUUGAGCGUUUACAAAUUCCCAGGUGUUAUCGACUUCAAACAUCACUCGGACAGCACACACUAGUACAGCUACACACUUUCGUCGACGCCAGCGAAAAUGGAAUGGCUGCUGUGGCGUACCUACGAUUCGAAGAAGCCGGCACAGUCGAAUGCUCGUUAGUUACCGCGAAGACCCGUGUUGCUCCACUUAAAUAUCUCACUAUCCCCAGAUUAGAGCUUCAAGCGGCACUUAGAGGAGCUAGGCUGGCGCAGUCCAUCAUACGCGGUAUAGAUCUCGAUGUGUCCCGUUGUGUUUUUUGGACGGAUUCAAGAAACGCACUCUCAUGGAUAUGUGCAGAUCACCGACGAUACAGUCUGUUUGUGGCUGCACGAGUUAGCGAAAUAUUGGAUCUGACGGCAGUUUCCGACUGGAAAUGGGUUCCCACUAAGUGGAAUGUAGCUGAUGAAGGAACUAAAUGGCAGCGACAACCAUCUUUCACAAACGCUAGUAGGUGGUUUCAAGGGCCUGAAUUCCUUUGGCAACAAGAAGCAGAUUGGCCAAUGAUGCCUGUCCGUAUUGCGGAGACUGCAGAGGAGCUACGUGCCAACGUUCACAUUCAUUAUGAAACGGCAAAGUUGGAGUUUCCAUUCAACAAUUUUCGGAAUUGGAGAAAACUGGCUCGUUCGACAGCAUAUAUUUUUCGGUUUAUCAGAAACACCCGUCCCAAGGGGUUCUCUCGAAUGGAUGGUGGUCUGACAAUGGAAGAAAUCCAACAUGCAGAGAACUUCCAUAUUCGCACCACCCAGCAAGAUACGUUUCAGGAGGAUAUAUCAAUUCUUCGUCGCAAAGGAAACGACGCUGCGCUUCCCAAACGAAGCCCUUUGUUCAAAUUGGUUCCCUUCCUUGACGAUCAAGGAAUACUACGCAUGAAAGGCAGGACAGGAGCAUGCAAGUACGUUUCACUGGACGCAGUCAAUCCCAUCAACCUUCCGCGUGAUCACCCGAUAACGCACAUUAUCAUACGGACUUACCACGACAAAUUUCACCACCACAACCACGAAUCGGUGAUCAACGAGGUUCGUCAAAAGUUCUGCGUUGCACGGCUCCGUCAGAUGUAUGCCAAAGUUAGAUCCGAUUGCCCGCGGUGCAAAUUGAGGGAUGCUCGUCCUAACCCUCCAGCAAUGGCAGAUCUCCCUGCAUGCCGACUAGCCGCGUACAGCUGUCCGUUCACGCACACCGGCAUAGAUUAUUUUGGUCCAAUGGAAGUAUCUGUAGGUAGAAGGGUCGAGAAGCGGUGGGGGGUUCUUCUAACUUGUCUGACAAUACGCGCUGUCCAUAUUGAAUUAGCUAGCUCUUUAACCACUAACUCAUGCAUUAUGGCGAUACGCAAUUUCAUUGCCCGUCGUGGAACUCCAGCUGCAUUUUAUAGCGACAGAGGCACCAACUUCAUCGGCUCUGAACGUGAGCUAAAGCAGGCCCUAAAGACCAUCAACCAGAACAAGCUGGCACAAGAGUUUGUGAGCUCAAAUACUUCAUGGAGUUUCAAUCCCCCGGCUUCUCCCCAUAUGGGGGGGAGUUGGGAACGGCUGGUACAGUCCGUUAAGCGAACAUUGUAUGAAGUUAAGCCAUCAUCAAGGCCGACUGACGAGGAACUGAAGAACGCGUUGAUAGAAGUUGAAGCCAUCCUAAAUGCACGACCACUUACUCAUGUUCCGCUCGAAGAUGAAGCAGCUCCUGUACUCACUCCAAAUCACUGGCUGUUGGGGUCAUCCAAUGGAUUGAAAGCAUGGUCUCUAUUGGACAGCAACUCUAUCGCAUUAAGACGUGGUUGGCAUCAAUCACAAGCCUUUGCUAACCACUUCUGGAAGAGAUGGAUUCGGGAGUAUCUACCGGACCUAACGAGGCGCAGCAAAUGGUUUCAGAAAGUCGCACCCAUCAAGGAAGGAGAUAUAGUUCUGAUCGUUGAUCAGGAAAAUCCAAGAAAUUGCUGGCCAAAAGGACGGGUCAUUGGUACGGUUAACCGAGACGGUCAGGUACGUAAAGUUACCAUUCGAACCGCGAAGGGCGUGUACGAGAGGGCAGCUGUAAACGUAGCGGUUCUUGAUGUCCGAGGCAAGGAGUUAGCAGACUCAGAGGCGGAGUCAGCAAACUAG